AAACUUUGCUUUCAAACAGUCGAUGUGAAGAGCCUGCUCGCACCGAUUCCUUCUGUCUGCUCCGUCCCCUCCCUCCCACACGCGCUCCUCUCCCAUCUCUCUAAAUUAGAUGCUUUGCCUGGGUUCCCCCCCUCCCCAUCCUAUUGAUAAACUACCAGUGGAUGUCGUUGUUCUGUUCCUUGUGUGAGCGGAAUGUCACUCCUUUAAGAUGACCUCAAACUCAGCAGAAGCUGGGAACGUCAUUCAGGCUCUCUGCAAGGCGCGGAGAGGGAGGCAGGGAAGGACAGAGCCCCGCCACUAGGGUGUUGUGGGUGUUGUUUUUUUUUUUUUUUUUUGGUCUGAGGAUGGGAAUGCUCUGGGCUCUUUGAACCACACACCGUUUAGCAUCCAGCGCUUCCACUCCGCAAGCCAGGAGCGCUCGGCUGAGAGCUUGAAGACGGGCUGUCCGUGCCACCUUCCCCGGGAGCUCCAGAAACUUUACUCUUGCGCCUCAGGAGGAAAACCAAACGAGCGAAGAAGGCUCCCCGGAGGAGGCGCCCGCAGGAUGCCCGGGAAGUGCUGGCGGGUUCUGGUCACGCUGGUGUCGCUGUGGUGCCUGGCGGGCGGCGCGCGCGGCGGCUACGGCAUGAGCAUGUUCGCGGUGCAGACGGCGCAGCCGGACCCAUGCUACGACGAGAACGGCCACCCGCGGCGGUGCAUCCCGGACUUCGUCAACUCCGCCUUCGGCAAGGAGGUGAAGGUGUCCAGCACCUGCGGCCGGCCGCCGGCCCGCUACUGCGUGGUGAGCGAGAAGGGCGAGGAGCGCGUGCGGACCUGCCACCUCUGCAACGCCUCGGAGCCGCGGCGGGCCCACCCGCCCGCCUUCCUCACCGACCUCAACAACCCGCACAACCUGACGUGCUGGCAGUCGGAGAACUUCGUGCAGCACCCGCACAACGUCACGCUCACCCUCUCGCUGGGCAAGAAGUUCGAGGUGACCUACGUGAGCCUGCAGUUCUGCUCGCCGCGCCCCGAGUCCAUGGCCAUCUACAAGUCCAUGGACUACGGCCGCAGCUGGGUGCCCUUCCAGUUCUACUCGGCCCAGUGCCGCAAGAUGUACGCCAAGCCCAGCCGCGCCGCCAUCACCAAGCAGAACGAGCAGGAGGCCAUCUGCACCGACUCCCACACCGACAUGCGGCCGCUGGCCGGCGGCCUCAUCGCCUUCAGCACCCUGGACGGCCGCCCCUCGGCCCACGACUUCGACAACUCGCCCGUGCUGCAGGACUGGGUCACGGCCACCGACAUCAAGGUGGCCUUCAGCCGCCUCCACACCUUCGGCGACGAGAACGAGGACGACUCCGAGCUGGCCCGCGACUCCUACUUCUACGCCGUCUCCGACCUGCAGGUGGGCGGCCGCUGCAAGUGCAACGGCCACGCGUCGCGCUGCGUCCGCGACCGCGACGACAACCUGGUCUGCGACUGCAAGCACAACACGGCCGGGCCCGAGUGCGACCGCUGCAAGCCCUUCCACUACGACCGGCCCUGGCAGCGGGCCACGGCCCGGGAGGCCAACGAGUGCGUGGCUUGUAACUGCAACCUUCAUGCCCGGAGAUGCCGCUUUAACAUGGAGCUCUACAAGCUUUCAGGCCGCAAGAGCGGAGGGGUCUGCCUUAACUGCCGGCACAACACGGCGGGCCGCCAUUGCCACUAUUGCAAAGAGGGCUACUACCGGGACAUGACCAAGCCGAUCACCCACAGGAAAGCAUGCAAAGCAUGCGAUUGCCAUCCCGUGGGUGCAGCUGGCAAAACCUGUAAUCAAACCACAGGUCAAUGUCCCUGUAAAGAUGGUGUGACUGGCAUCACGUGCAAUCGAUGUGCCAAAGGCUACCAGCAAAGCCGAUCUCCCAUUGCCCCUUGCAUAAAGAUUCCUGUUGCUCCACCCACCACCGCGGCCAGCAGCACAGAAGAACCCGCAGAUUGUGACUCAUACUGCAAGGCGUCCAAGGGGAAACUGAAGAUUAACAUGAAGAAAUACUGCAAGAAAGACUAUGCUGUGCAGAUCCACAUCCUGAAGGCCGACAAAGCUGGCGACUGGUGGAAGUUCACCGUCAACAUCAUCUCUGUGUACAAACAAGGGACCAACCGGAUACGGCGUGGAGACCAGAUCCUGUGGAUCCGUUCCAAGGACAUAGCAUGCAAGUGCCCGAAAAUCAAGCCCAUGAAGAAGUACUUGCUGCUGGGCAAUGACGAAGACUCGCCAGACCAGAACGGGAUCGUAGCGGACAAGAGCAGCUUGGUGAUACAGUGGAGGGACACAUGGGCUCGGAGGCUCAGGAAGUUCCAGCAACGGGAGAAGAAGGGGAAGUGUAAGAAAGCCUAAAGGAAGAGGUGGCAGCGGAGCGCGAGAGAAAGAGAGACUGUGCAUGCUGCUUUGUGUAGAACCUGGAGCAGAUAGGGAUUGGGAUUAGGGAUUUUGUGAAGGAACUCACUUUGCAGUUUGUGUGUGUCGGGGGGGCGGGCGGGUGGGAUGUAGGGGAAUCACUUCUGUGGGACUGCCAAGUUUGCACCUCAUAGUACAGAAAAAAAAAUUACACACACACACACAAAAACCUUUGCGCCAUGAGGCUGGAUUGGGGCCUGCGCUGCCUCGAUCGCCACAGCACCCAGGCUUGUUCAGUUACCAGUUCCCGUGGUCCCCUCACUUAUUUCGCCCCUUUGUGUCGAAGAGAUCAGACGCCAAACUGCCUUAAAACUGCUAACGCCUGCUAGUUCCAAAGCCAAGAAACUAACCAACGGCAAUGCUGGAAAUUAACUUCCCUACCCUGGAAUCACAUUUUCUCAUCUUAGGUUGAACGAGACAAUUAUAGUAGGGGAACUAAUUAGAAAUUGAUCACUGAGGACAUAUUUGAGGAUCAAUUAACACUGGUUACUUGAAUGGUCUUCAGUAAAAUAUAGUUCUAAUAACCAAUUGCCUGCUGUACAGUAUCUAAGAGACAGGGCUAGAUUUUCAAAGUUGGGCAUGUGUGAUGGUGCUUGUUUAUUAGUACCUGCUUGCACCCACACAACAGUAUGCCUCUUACACUGUGUGUGGAGCAGCCACUAGAAGAAGAGAGAGACAAUAGUCGGUGUGUUACACCUGCACCGAACUUUGAAAGCAUGGCCCAGCUAUUCCUGUCGGAUUCAAAUCCAGAUUUUCAAAGGAGAGCUGCAUGCUGUUUAGAUGCCAGCUGGUUAGCACAAGAUAUGCACUGAACCACGUCGCGGUACACAUGGAUCCACCUCCCAGCUGACAAUCCUCAGUCUAGUGUUUAAUAAUUCAGGUCCCAUUUGCCAAUGGCCAAUCAUCGCUGUGUUAUAUCCAGAGAGUGGAGGAGACAGGAGGAUAAGAUUUGCAGAAGCACCUAAGGGAGGUUGGUGCCCAGGCUUUGCUUGGAGGCUUCUUUCCAAACUCUUUGCUGGCAGUAGCUUCACUUCCGUACCCAACUAGCCCUUCACAACCCACUGCCUUCCCCAACCCUCCCGCCCCCAUCCCGGCCUUUAAAUGUUACUCAGAAGAUGAAGGCCCCAUUGGGCAAACUGCUGGGAAGCCCACACAGUCACAUUACUUCCUGCCCCCGAGAGUCCUCACGAGUCCCUGAGACAGCUGGCCACCUGUCUUCUCAUUUCUCAUGCAAGUGACAAUGAGAGGUGGAGAUUUUUGUUCAGCAUCAGGUUGAAGGUGUGGCUUUUGGGGAUUUGUGCUACAGCAGCAAGUAAUAAUGCAACGCUUCAAACACAGAUUCACACCUGUGCAUAAAGGCCUGUGUACUACGUCAGCCCCAGUUGAUGUAAAUGAUGCAUAGCCCUGCACCGGGAGAAACACCAGCCAAAGGGACUAGAUGCAAAAGGCUCUACCCAUUUAGCCACCGUAGAAACAAAUCUUUCCCAAAACAGAACAAUAAUCUGCCAGUAUAAAUGAGAGAAGCUCUGUAAUCCAUAGAGGUCAAUUCUUCUGGGCAGAGGCUAUAUUCAGCUCUCUCUUGGCUUCCGUAUGCACUGCUGAUAUUUAGCACCUCACCAUUAUAACACUGCUAUGGUGGAGCGGUUGGGGCAGAUCAGCUCAGACUCGCGUUAACUCCUCCACGGAGCCUGUGGCACUUCUGCUUUGUUAAAGCCAUGGUGCAGAUUUUUCUUAGCUUCCACAUUAGGCUCAUAAGGGGCGAAGGAGGUUUGCACUCACACACAACUUGUACAAGCAACUGCUUGUAAAACAACAACAAAAAACGGGCGCAACUUGGGUGCACAAUUCAGACUCAAUCUCUACGAUGCCCAUGGUACAAAAAUCAAAACCUCCCUGAUACUUUUCCUGUUAGGAAACUUGGAAACAUCCAUUUUAUGACAUUUUCCAGCAGUUUUGCCUUGUUUUAUAGCAAUUGACAAUAUUUAUAUAAUGACAUAAACUACCCUAAAGCAAGGCAGCGAUGUAAAUAGGUAUAAAAUGGAGAGGUGCCCAGUGAAACGCAGAGCGGGCUUGGGGAGUUGAAAUUCAUGGCUGGGAUGGGGAAACCCGCUCCUCUGAGCUUGUCUGACCCGUGGUGUGAAUUACAAGGCUUAACUAAAGCAAAUUUAGUCGUUAGGAGAGAAAAUACACAGAACGCUCCGCGGCAGUGAGUGUUCGGCAAAACCAAGUAUUUGUCCCACAUCCCCUUUUACUGACCACCGGCCAGAAAGAAGAAGGGCAUCUGGGUGUUAAAGGCAAACGAUUUUGAAGUCAAUGGGACUAGUGCUCCUAAGUCACUUGCAUG
This is a messenger RNA of Trachemys scripta elegans, 4763 nucleotides long. RefSeq names its product netrin 1 (gene NTN1). The transcript is spliced from 7 exons. Lineage: Eukaryota; Metazoa; Chordata; Testudines; Emydidae. Gene Ontology annotation, molecular function: protein binding. The coding region runs from base 545 to 2359 and encodes 604 amino acids. The record is from RefSeq and is a predicted model, not a curated record.